This is a messenger RNA of Drosophila innubila, 5073 nucleotides long. Its product is annotated as (E3-independent) E2 ubiquitin-conjugating enzyme UBE2O. The record is from RefSeq and is a predicted model, not a curated record. NCBI's taxonomy places the organism in Eukaryota, Metazoa, Arthropoda, Insecta, Diptera, Drosophilidae. The coding region runs from base 211 to 4476 and encodes 1421 amino acids. The transcript has 10 exons.
CCAACUUAACUAGUUUUUGGAUGUUGUUUAUGUAGUUUUUAGAAUUAGUUGGCAAAAUUGUAAUAAAUUGCAAGUUAUCAGUAUAGCUUAUUAAAUGUAUUCCUAGAGCAGUAUAAAGUAAAUGUGUAAUUUUAUUGAAUGUGUUAAGCCCCAGCAAACCUCACCAGUUGUUGUAAAUACAUUUAACUGUUUGGAUUCACAAUUGGUAAUAUGCUGAGUCAAGUCGCGGGUGCUGCCAAGAACGGCGGCACCCCUUUGGAGGCUGCGGCCACUCCACCCACUCCACCACCAGUAACAUCAACUGCAACAGCAACAACAACUGAAUCGCAGUCCGCUGCAGCAGCAAUAUCACCAACUUUGCCAGCAUCAGCUGAAUCGCGACCAAGUGCACAUAGCAAUCGUAAGCCAGGCGGAACAGGCGGGACAACGUCCUCCAAGAGCUCUGCCAAUCGAGAGUUUCAGUUCUUUUUCGAGGAUGAAGUGUUUCACAUUGAUCGCAAGGGGCGCGUUUGUUUUGGCAUUGUGACGGGAACAGCUGAAUCAUAUUCGUCGGAUGAUGAGGAGGAGGAGGUAAAUGACGUGCUCGGCAAGGGAGAGGUCCGUGUAGCCUUUUAUCCCGAAGGCAAGGAAACUGUGCGAGCCGAAAAAUCGAUUGGCCUCGCCGACCGCACCCUAAUGCCUGGUGACGUCGUCCGACGCCGUCUGCCUGGAGAGAAACAUAUGUCCGGCCAGGCGGGCUAUGUACGCGAUGUCAAUGUGCGUGCCGACGUCAAGGUGUUGGGCACCAAAUACAUCAUCAGGAAUGUACCAUCGGAGCGUCUGCGUCCAAUUUCCGAAUGGUCGCGCGAUGUACCCGUAUGCCUGGGAAAUUGGAUCGGCUACACCGUCAGCGUGGAUGAGUCUGUCGUUCUGAGAUCCAGCUAUGGCGCUCUUUUAGAAAUCACAUCGAACGAUUUUCACAAGUUUAAGGACGCUUUUGGGUCAUGUGAUCGUGAAGUGUUCAGUCCCAGUGUCUAUUACCCCAAUAAUGUGGUUAUUGGACGUCUGCCGCCUUUGGAUCGCGUUACCAAUUUAACACCCGAUUUACCAUUGCCUACAAAUAACAAGCGACGAUCUCUGUACACUGUGGAGUCUGUAAAAACAACAGCUAUCAAUGUAGCCUGGACUUUCAAGGCAACACCGCAAUGUGAGAACGGCACUGACUUGGAUCCAUUGAAGCAACCUAAAAGCUGUAUUUUCGGCGCUGACUUGGAAAAAGUGAAGCGUCUAAACAUCUACGAAUCCUAUCUGCUGCAAAUACACGAUCGAUUCUACCUCAAAUAUUCGCAAUGUGAUAAACUAGUAAAAUGUAAUGUCUGGGAACAGGAACAAGCCAAGUUGUUCCAGUCCAUCUACCAGCGCCAAAAGGCCGAGGAGAACAGGCAAUGCGAGCAGAAUGAUCAAUUGAAACCUGAUUCUGCUGGGGGGACUCAUGAUGUUAUACCUUCUCCAUCGGCUGCAUCCAGUUCUCGCUCGGCUCACAUGAACAAGUCACGUCGACUGAGUGUUAAGCCCAGCAGUCAACGACUAAAUCGAUCGCUGGUCGAAAAUGAGACGAGUAAUGUGUCGCUUAAACUGGGUACAUCAACGAACACAGCUGGAAAGAAGGCACGGACUAAUAAUGAUGAAGUCUGGGAAACUAUUGAAGACGAUGUCGAUGAUGAGCUGCCGCAGGAAUCGCUGGAUGUCUCUGUGACAACUGAUACAGAACUCACUUCUACAGAACUCACUGCUUCGCAAGCCCGUGUACUAACACGUAAUUUUAAGCGCCGACCUAGCAAAAAGAAAUCACGACCUAGCAAAAAAAUAACGUUGCAUAGAAAAGAAUCGGACCCCAAAGAUGGCGAUGAGAUUGUAGUCGAAACUUUGGUUGUGUAUAGCUCGCUGACGGUAGUCUGGCAGGAUGGAACUGUGGAGACCGGCAUUCCGUCUACCGAACUCUAUCCCAUACACCAUUUGGACAAUCAUGAGUUCUUUCCGGGCGACUUUGUUAGCAAGGCCAAUGAUUACAGCCCCUCCCAAAUUGAUUACGGAGUCAUACAGUCUGUGGAUCACGAUGAGCGCAUUGCUAAGGUCAAAUGGUUUAAUAUAUAUGGCAGUCUUACUAAUCCCGUUCCUUCUUGCAAGGAGGUGGAAGAGCUGAGCGUAUACGAUUUAAAAGAUCAUGCGGACUAUCAGUACAGGCCGGGAACUAUGGUCAUACGAGUGUCGAAUUUUACGGGCGAUGAUCUCAAUUCUACUGCUGGCCAAGUAAUUGAUAACUUCCCCGAUGGACGUGUGCGUGUUUGGUGGGCCAAGGGACACAUAACCAUGUGCUAUCCGCAGGAUCUUUUUGAGAUUCAUCAAAGUGAUACGCAGGAUGCUUACGAGUCGGAUGAUUCUGAUAAUUCCUGGGAGACACAGUCGGAGAAUAGUGAAUCAAAUAAUGUUAGUAACAGCAUUUUAUCGCUAAAAGCGGAGGAGCACAUUAUUUCGGGAAUUGAUCGUGCCAAAGAGGCUAUUCAUCGACUAGAAAAAAUCUUUCAAGUGCUGCCAGAAAAACGCAAACCCGAUGUUCUCAAUGAUCUAAUGGCCGUAUACAAGAACUGCCGAUAUCUGGACCGUUAUCUCAAAACUGAUUUCUUCCACGAAGAUUACUUUACCGGAAUCCUAUUGCACAAGGAAAAACGUGAAUGCGAAACUUCUGUUUCGCUAUCUGCACCCGAUGCUGUUUCCACUACUGUCUCGGUGCCCACACAGAUCGACGAGUGCACCAUUAAUGUUAAUCCAACCGUGCAGUUGGAACUGCCAUCGUCUGGACAAGCAACUUCAACAUCGACGCCUAAUAAACGUAAAUCCUCUACUCAAAUCGAAGAGGUUCAGUGCAAAAAGAAUAGUAGCAGUGAGAGGAUCAAUGUUGAGGAUUCCACAGAGCAGGCCGUGCUUCUGAGCAACGUCGAUUUGUCCGAAAGCGAAACACAACUGAGUUACAACGAUGUAAUUGCCAAGUUUCGCGCCGAGUACGAGGAUAUGAUCAAAACGGCUCGCGCCAACAUUAUAAAAGCCUUUGAAAAGUGCAAAUGCGAAAAGAACGACUCUGGUGUUUAUUCUCGAGGCGAGAACAGCUCAAGCGAUAUAACCUCUGCCGAUUGCAAGGACUGUGCCGAGGAUAAUGAUAAUCAGAAUUUAAUGUCGUCUUCCAACACUAGCAUUGAGUUGGUUGCCACUUAUGAUGCCGACGUCUGCGAGGUAUUCUGUUUUCUAAUCAAGGAGCAGAUGGUCAAGUGCCGAGAGGCAAUUGUGGCGAAAUUCGGUAUUAAUAAAGACAAAGACAUUGAUGAACAGCAGAUCACCGAUGUGGAUGAAGCUGAGGAGGACUCGGGGGAUUUGGAGCAUGAUUCACAACCAUCAAAUAAAAAUGAAGAGGAUCAUGUUAUGGAGCAGCCAUUAAAUUUAAAUGCACUUUCUGAAUCGUUGCCGCCGCUGGAAUGUCCAACAGCUUGCUCAUCUCCCUCAACAAAGCUGGUCAUCACGACGACCAGCAAUCAUUGUUUCGAGGUGGUGUCAAAUGCGCCAACCAGUCAUCACUUCCUAGGAAAUCUCAUACAUCCCAGUAAUAAGGCGCAGUAUCAGCGAGCGGUUCACCGUGAAUAUGCUAUGCUACAGGCAUCGCUUCCUCCAGGUGUCUUUGUGCGUGCCUAUGAGGAUCGCAUGGAUCUAAUAUCCGUUAUGAUGGUUGGUCCCAAGCGAACGCCUUACGAAAACGCUCUCUUUUUCUUCGAUUUUCAAAUGGGAAGCGACUAUCCAAAGAGUCCGCCCACCUGUCAUUACAUUAGCUACUGCACUGAGCGACUAAAUCCGAAUCUGUACGAGGAAGGCAAGGUUUGCGUCUCAUUGCUGGGAACCUGGUCAGGACGCGAUACUGAAGUGUGGACGCCUCAAAGCACAAUGCUCCAAGUGUUGGUCUCUAUACAGGGACUCAUACUGGUCGAUGAGCCCUACUAUAAUGAGGCCGGCUACGAGAAGCAGCGUGGUACUCAGCUGGGCAACGAGAACUCGCGAGUUUAUAAUGAAAUGGCUAUUAUUAAAAUUGCACAUUCCACGGUCAAGCAACUGCAAAAGCCGCCACUCAUAUUUCGAAAAGAAUUAAUUGAGCACUACAAAAAGUUUGGGAUUGAGUUACAUGGACGUAUGCAGACCUGGUCCGAUUACUCAGCCGAAGCACAGCGAUUAAAGAUAACCUGCAUUAAGGAUAUGCCUUCAGAUUAUAAAACACCCUACGAAAUGCCAGAAUUUCCACUACUGCCCUGUAGUCGGGGCUUCUGCAUUGCAGUCAAAGGUGUAUUGGAGACUUUGCAGAACGAGUUAACUGCACUGCAUAGAAAGCAGGAUAUAGAGCCAGCUGUUGCCGUUGCUGUGGUUGCCACAGCGCCGCGUGUUGCACUCGAGGAUGUAUGAUUGCUGUGAAUAUUAGCUUUGCCUUCGUUGUGGUGCCUAUUAUAAAACACACAAGACUAUCGCCGCCUACACUCGAAACGGAGCCUCAAGCAGGUCCAAUUUCAUAUAUAUUUAAGUACUCUCAGCUCGAAUAGUCUCUACUGAACUAACUUAAACAGUCAGUCAAACCAUCCUUAAAAUCGAAAAUGAGAUGAACAUUUUCCUAAAUUAUUCGCUUAUUCUUUGUAGCAACUGUUUAUUUAUUAUAUUUAUAUUAUUAAUAGCUAAGUUCAUGCGUAUAAAAAAAUGUUGCCUUUCAAAUGUUUAAUAUGUAUAUUAUAAAUUAUUGCCAGAAUUUAUUCGUAUCUGUAAAUAAUCACCUUUACGCCAAAUUUAUGUAUGUAUAUUGUUUAUAUUGGCGUGAGAUUAUCAAAAGAUUUGUCAAAUUUUUUCUUGCCCACAUAAACCUAUUUGUAUUGUAAUUUAGUUUUUUAAUUACCGCUAGCAUGAUUACGCUUAGCCAUAUUGUGAGCCCCUUCAUUCCACUCUCACUUUUCUUCUGCUAAACUAGCGAAUACAAGAUAUGUGAACAAUAAAUUCUCAAUUUUAUUUAUCAAA